GGUUAUCCGUGUGUAAACCAGAACUGUAACGUGAAGAUAGAUAUUGUGGGCAAUAUUAUUCCAGUGUUUUCUAAAAUAUGAUGUGGUGGACAUGAUCCCGAAAAUAUUACUGUAAAAUAUCUAAAAUCGACAAAAAAUACUCUGAUUAAGAUAUUAUAAAUACAUAAGGAAAGUUAUUAAUAGAACAAAGCUUCAAACAGUACCGAAAUUGCUCCCUUCAACAGAAGAGUCCGCGAUUUUCUCGAUAUUGUAGAAGUAAGAACUCAAAAAAACGACGAAUACGGUAUAUUUCAAAUAAUAUUUUCUUAAUAAUCUUUUGAGACGAAUGUAACAAGUUUUUGAUAUCGCCGUGUUCAGAAUGCCCUAGUAUAGUACAAAAUUGUUUGUCAGAUACGGACAGAUGGAACUGUCUGAAGUAAAUCCAGAAAUAGUACUCCUAACACUCAAUUCCACAAAAAAAAAAUAACUAGUUUAUAAGAAAGAAAAAUUUUAAAAUUCGUUGAAACGCUAAACCAUUUAUUAUAUAAGUACUUAAUUAAAAGUAGUACUGGUUAAAAAACAAGGUCAAAGAGGGGGUCAUUAUUUACCAACUGCUUCACUUAACCAGACAUUAUUCUUUAUUACAGUCUCAACUCGCUAUUAGAUUUAGCAGUGAUUUUAAGCCGCGAAUACGAUACGUACUGAGAAGACAAAACCAACAAAGUUUGAGUUUCAAUUUGCAAAUGUAUUCAUACGUAAAUUUCGUCUUCUUUACUUCCCACGAAACAAUUAGCGAGUCAUAAUUACACAAGAGCAGUAGUGAGCCAGACUUCGAAAUGCUCUCAGACAAUGUAGUGCAAAACUUAGUCGGUGUAUUCGUCGCAUUAACCGUGAUCUUGAUCGGUUACUACAAAUGGUCGUACCAGUAUUGGAAACGAAGAAACUUGUCAUACUUGAAGCCAAGAAUUCCUUAUGGCAACUUAUCCAGCCCCGUUCGACGCAAAGAACACCUUGGAGUGACAAUUCAAAAAAUCUACAACGAAAUGAAGAAGAAAAGCUGGAAACACGGGGGAAUUUACUUUCUGGUGUCUCCGGCGUACUUCGUUGUUGAUUUAGACUACGUCAGAAACAUCAUGACUAAAGACUUUCACCAUUUUGUGGACCGUGGUAUGUACUACAAUGAGAAAGACGACCCUCUGAGUGCCCACCUAUUCGCUAUUGGAGGCCCAAAAUGGAAAAACCUGCGUACGAAACUAACUCCGACUUUCACGUCCGGAAAGAUGAAGAUGAUGUUCCAAACUCUUGUGGACUGUGAAGACAGACUGUUAAAUAAAAUUCAGUCAGACUGUGAGACGAAAAGUCCUAUUGACAUUAAAGAGGUACUGGGAUGUUUCACUACGGACAUUAUCGGUUCUUGUGCUUUUGGUCUCGAACUUAAGACGUUCGAGCAAGAGAAUUCACCGUUCCGUGAAUACGGCAAACGGAUUUUCAGUACCACCAAACUGAGAGCUUUGCGGCGAGCCAUAUCGACGAGUUUCCCCGAGUUUGCUCGAGCUAUUGGAGUAAAGACCGUCCCCAAGGACAUUGCGACUUUCUUUAUGAAGGUUGUGAAAGACACGGUUGAAUAUAGGGAGAAAAACAACUAUACCAGGAAAGAUUUUAUGCAGCUGUUGAUCGAUUUGAAAAAUAACAGAUUGGAAGACGACGGUUAUAAGCAUGAUGGCAAAACCCUGACGCUAGAGGAAGUUGCUGCACAGUGUUUCGUCUUCUUUUUAGCUGGGUUCGAAACCUCGUCUACCACAAUGACUUUCGUCCUAUAUGAGCUUUCCAAAAAUCAAGACUUGCAGCAGAAGCUCAGAGAUGAAAUUAAUAGCAUUUUGGCCAAACAUAACGGUAAAAUCACAUACGAAGCAAUUCAAGACAUGAAGUACAUGAAUCAAGUGACUGAAGAAACUUUGAGGAAGUACCCUCCAGUACCUUUCCUUACAAGAAAAUGCGUUAACGACUAUAAGAUACCGGAUCAAAAUAUUACCAUUGAAAAAGGGACGGCGGUUAUAAUUCCAGUUCUUGGUAUUCACCGCGACGAGCAGUACUACCCGGAUCCGGACAAGUUCGAUCCUGACAGAUUUACUGAAGAGAAUAAAAAAUUGAGGCAUCAUUAUGCUCACAUUCCGUUUGGGGAAGGGCCAAGGCUUUGUAUAGGUAUGCGCUUCGGUUUGAUGCAGACUAAAGUAGGUUUGACGGCUCUGUUGAAGAAUUACAAGUUUACUGUAAAUGAAAAAACGAAGGAGCCGCUGACCAUGCAAGUGCAUUCUUUUGUUUUGGCGGCAGAGGGUGAAGUUUGGUUAAAUGCUCACAAGUUAUAAAUGUUACUAAAUAAUCGUUUGUAAUGUCGUUAUGUUUAAGAUAAUCUUUACGUGCUAUGUUAAAAUAAUGUUAUAAUAUGGAUUAUACAUAGUGGCUGUUGUAGUAGGUAUAGGUACCAGAAAAUCAAAGUUCUUCUUUGUACCUUUUUAUAGAAAAUAAAAGAAGUUCAAUUAUUGUA
Messenger RNA from Zophobas morio, 2524 nucleotides. Its product is annotated as cytochrome P450 6a2-like. The coding region runs from base 816 to 2345 and encodes 509 amino acids. NCBI's taxonomy places the organism in Eukaryota, Metazoa, Arthropoda, Insecta, Coleoptera, Tenebrionidae. The transcript is spliced from 5 exons. The record is from RefSeq and is a predicted model, not a curated record. Gene Ontology annotation, molecular function: monooxygenase activity; heme binding; iron ion binding.